Messenger RNA from Ceratitis capitata (Mediterranean fruit fly), 1794 nucleotides. Its product is annotated as venom acid phosphatase Acph-1. The transcript has 8 exons. The record is from RefSeq and is a predicted model, not a curated record. Gene Ontology annotation, biological process: dephosphorylation. NCBI's taxonomy places the organism in Eukaryota, Metazoa, Arthropoda, Insecta, Diptera, Tephritidae. Bases 407 to 1615 code for a protein of 402 amino acids. Gene Ontology annotation, molecular function: phosphatase activity.
UAACAAUUCACAUGCGCCUUGUCUGCUGCCAUCAUACGAUAUCUAAAUUAUCCAGUGUCAGUGGCGGUGCGAGUAAUUCGACGUCGGAGUACGUGGAUCGGCGCGGUUUGCGCGUUCAACUAACUAAGAGAUAUUUUGUUGGUUAAAAACACUUAAUUAACACAACUUUAGAACAAGCCAAGUGCAAAUGUACGAGUGUGUAGAAAAAGCACAACGAAACAAGUACACACAUACAUACAUACACACAUAACUAAGUCCACAUGCAGCCUAAAGACAAAAAGCAUCUAAUAAAAGUACAACAGCAGCAGCAACAACAUUAACAAUAACAAUAGCAAUAAUAGCAAAAUAUUGAUAAACAAUUUUUAUAUAGAAAUUUUGUAAUUUUCGUAUAAAAGUGUAUUCGAAAAUGUCGCGCACACAUUUCUCUAAUAAACACCGUCUAGCAAUGACUGGCGCAGUGGUGGCGUUGAUUUUUUUCAUUUUUUGUUUGCUCAGUACAAACGUUUUCACAUUUGUAGCGAUAGACAAAGCCGAUGCUGAUACUUUGCAAUUAUUACAUGUGGUUUUUCGACAUGGCCCACGUACACCAGCUGAUACGUAUCCAAAUGAUCCACACAUCAAUCAGACAUUCUAUCCCUUCGGCUGGGGUCACAUAACUAAUAAUGGCAAACGUGAACUAUUUGGCAUGGGAACGUGGCUGCGCAAGCGUUAUGGAGACUUUUUGGCGCCUCACUAUAGCCCAGACGCGGUGUAUGCUCAGGCAACGGGUGUUCCACGCACACACAUGACUCUACAGACGGUGAUGGCGAGCUUCUUUCCACCGCGCAAUACACCCAUGGAGUGGAACGCGAAGUAUAAUUGGCAGCCGGUGCCGAUAUUUUCGCAACCGCUCAAUGAAGAUUCGUUACUAUUGGUGCGCACACCUUGCCCGCGCUACUUUGAGGCUUUGAGCGAAGUUUUGGAAUCCCCUGUGGUAAAAGCCGAAAUCGAGCCAUACACCGGUAUGCUCGCUGAAUUGUCGGCACUAAGCGGUUUAAAUAUAACUACGCCCGAGGAUGUGCAGUCGCUCUACUUGACAUUACUGGCUGAGCAAGAAUUCGGCCUACAACUACCUCAAUGGACGGCAAGUUACUACCCCGAACGUAUGCAAUUCCUUACUGACCAAAGUUAUGUCUAUAAUGUCUAUACGCCCGAAAUGCAAAAAAUAAAAGCUGGACCAUUUUUGAAGAAAAUGUUCGUAGAAAUGUUAGAGAAGCGUGAUGGCAAACUUAAGCCGAGUGACAGAAAAUUAUUCAUAUAUACUGGACACGAUACGACAGUGGUAAAUAUUUUGGCGAGCUUAAAAAUAUGGCAGCGGCAAUUGCCACGCUAUUCCGUUAUGACGAUGUUUGAAUUACACAAAAACCAGACAAGCGGAGAGUAUUAUGUAGAGAUUUAUUUUCGGAGCAAUGCAAAAGCGCCAAUUGAGAAGCUUACUAUACCCGGCUGUGAUUUUCAAUGCCCUUUAGAUAAAUUGAUCGAAUUAAGUGCAGAUGUUGUGCCAACAGACGCAGACAAUGAUCGUUGCCUCUCGAAGAAUGAAGGUUACACAGAGCCGCCGCUCAAAGGACCUUAAGUGAUUCUGAUAGUAUUUUUUCUACUUUAAGCUUAAGAAACUUUUAUUUAUUUUACAAAAGUGUACAUAUACAUAUAUAUAUUUUUUUUAGAAAUAAGUAUUAAGAAAAAGGACAUGUUUUAUAUGUGGAAUAAAAUAAUUUAUAAAAAAAUUAUUUAUAAAAAUGAACUAAAUUAAUG